Molecule: messenger RNA, 978 nt
Organism: Porites lobata
Lineage: Eukaryota; Metazoa; Cnidaria; Anthozoa; Scleractinia; Poritidae
Source: the annotation of a GenBank genome assembly
AUGAACUUGUACGUUUUGUUAGGAAAACCCGUAUACCGCCGCUGGUUUCUAGAUGGCAGUGAUCCAGAUGUGAGGUUAGUGGGGUUAUAUGUCUCUAGUUUGUUCAAUGUUGGGGGCGAGACGAGGGGGGGGGUUGGGGGGUGGGGGGUGGAGGCUUGGCUUUUUAUGCCUUACCCCUACUUUCGUAUCUCAAAAGAUUUUAUACGACAACGACCUCCCCUUCUUAGUUCUCUCUUACUCUUAAAUAAAUUUUCAGAUUAACCAUUGUCUCUUUCAUGAUGACAUCCAGGUUUCAGCAUCGCCACAAAACUUAUGCAUUUGCAUUUCUGACUGCUGUAGGUGGCAUUACACUCAUAGCGUUGACUGGUUAAUUUUUGUCUCAUAACUUAGGAUUCGAGGGUAAAAUAGUGCCUUGCAUGUUCCUAUGACAGGUAAUUCUUUUAUUCACAGCUAGAUUCUAUUCAUUGGUUUUUGUUAUCUUACAGGUAUUUUGGUACCGUUAACCAUACUGAAGGCUGGUGUCCCGGAAGCAAAGCGGCCACUUUCAGUCAGAAUGGUUCCUAUGCUACUGUUCCCAACGUUAACAUAACAACCUGUGACUUUACAAUUGCUUUUUGGGUAAAGUAUAUUGGUGUUCACGGGCCUAUAAUGGAGCUUUGGUCAAAGGGUGGAAAACUAUUUUACGUUACAGUCAAGAAUUCUACACCCAUUUUAUCGAUACACAACACUUUCCACUUACAAAUCAAUUACUGGAAUCACGUAGCAGUAACCUGUCAGCUGCAUAAGAUCAAGGUGUUCGUUAAUGGUACCGAGGAGGCACUGAUAGACCAAUGGAAUGAGUAUUUCUUCUCAUCGUUAGGCCGUUAUCAGCCAGAGUACAUCAUAGGGAAUGAUCCGGGUUUAGUCCGGAUGCCAAUGGCAAAUGGGGUGUUUGUUGGAGCAAUCAUGGAUCUUUACGUGACUGGAAAAGCUUUAUCC